Molecule: messenger RNA, 2486 nt
Organism: Exophiala oligosperma
Lineage: Eukaryota; Fungi; Ascomycota; Eurotiomycetes; Chaetothyriales; Herpotrichiellaceae
Exons: 2
Coding region: 27-2369 (780 amino acids)
Biological process (GO): wybutosine biosynthetic process
Molecular function (GO): catalytic activity; FMN binding; 4 iron, 4 sulfur cluster binding
Source: RefSeq, a predicted model, not a curated record
CGAAUAGUCCUGCAACCGAUAAGACAAUGGAUUUGGGGGAAGGAGGAGCGACGCCUGUCAUACUGGCAGACUGGUUGGAUCGCCUGCUGUCUUCAUGGCACGAUUAUAGAGUCCCAGUGUACUCGGCGGUCGCGUUGUCUUGCCUUCUCUUUUGGCUAUACCGCAGGCGGCUUCGCACGACUCAAGCACGCACAUCUUCGGACUGGCUGGAUGGGAAACAUAAUAUUCCUUUGCCGACGACAAAUGGCAACCCAUCCCUCGAAAACGGGCCUCAGCCUGCAGCGGGCACGAACCGAAAGCCUCGUUACUCUGCGCCGAAGGUGGUGACUGGUCGCAAACCCAGCCCCAGAGGCGGCGGCAAAGGAUCCCAAGCACACGAUGAGCCUCUACACAUACAGCCCUUGGUCUUUUAUACCUCACUGACCGGCACGACGGAACGUCUCUCGAGGUCGGUGCUUGCAAAGCUGGAGAGCCUGCCGACCGUGCAGUCACUAGUCCUCAAACCCCAGCUACACGAUCUCUCGUACGUGGACCUCGACGACUACUUCAUCUCGGGACCAAAGACUCCCAAAUCCGAUACGAACGUGCGAUACUUCUACAUCCUCCUCCUACCAUCCUAUGACAUCGACACGAUAUUGAACACGUUUCUCGACCAUCUCGACGAGACACACAACGACUUUCGCAUAGACACUGCGUCCCUCUCCAGUCUUGCAGGAUACACCGUCUUUGGAAUCGGCGACAAGAAUGGUUGGCCUACUGAAGAAGCUGGGUUCUGUUCACAAGCCGUGGAAGUCGACAGGUGGAUGUCCAAGCUGACCGGGAGUAAGAGAGCAUAUCCACUGGGUUUGGGAGACGUCAAAGGCAGUAUUGAACAGACACUACAAGACUGGACUGCCGGGGUGUGUGAUGUACUCCAGGAGCUCAGUGUCACCGGUGGGCUGGGCGAGGGCGUUCCUGGCAGUGGAGAUGCCGUAGAAAGUGCAGAUGAGGACGACAGAGAUGAAGAAGACAUGCAGGAAGACGUCGACUUUCCUGAUUCCGGGCGGAACAAGAGGAGGAAACUCAGGAACACCACCGAUUUGGAAGACGUAGGUGGUAAAGGAACGACAAUGGCGGUUGAUUUCACUACCUAUUCUAGCUCCCCGGCAGCGGUCGCUCCUUUGAAAGCCAUGGUGCCCAAGGAGUCGCCCACAUACACGGCCCUUACGAAACAAGGCUACACCAUUGUCGGCAGUCACUCGGGCGUCAAGAUCUGCCGAUGGACCAAGUCAGCACUCCGUGGUCGUGGCUCGUGUUACAAAAAUUCCUUCUACGGCAUCGCUUCGCAUCUCUGCAUGGAGACAACGCCGUCCUUGUCAUGCAGCAAUAAAUGCGUCUUUUGCUGGCGUCACGGAACCAACCCUGUUUCUACGACCUGGCGGUGGCAGGUGGAUGAUCCGCAGAUGAUCUUUGACGGCGCGAAAGAGGGUCAUUACAAGAAAAUUAAGAUGAUGCGUGGUGUCCCCGGCGUCCGAAGCGAGCGGUUCGAGGAAGCCAUGCGCAUUCGGCACUGUGCUUUGAGUCUUGUGGGCGAGCCCAUCUUUUACCCUCACAUCAACGAGUUUGUGGGCCUACUCCACGGCGAACAGAUCUCGAGUUUCCUCGUGUGCAACGCUCAGCAUCCACAGCAACUUCGCGAUCUGAGGAGAGUGACGCAGUUGUACGUGAGUAUCGACGCGAGUAACAAGGACAGCCUCCGCAAGAUCGACCGACCGCUUCAUCGAGACUUUUGGGAACGGUUCCAGUCCUGUCUUGAAAUUCUACGCGAGAAGCGAUUCAUUCAACGCACGGUCUUCAGAUUGACCUUGGUCAAAGGAUUCAACAUCGAGGACGAAGCAGAGGGCUACGCUGACCUGGUCGAGAAAGGACUCCCUUGCUUCGUCGAAAUUAAAGGAGUUACGUAUUGCGGAACUUCAACCUCCUCCAAUGCAGGCUUGACGAUGCAGAAUGUCCCGUUCUACGAGGAAGUCGUGGCGUUCGUUGAGGCUCUGGACAGGGCUCUGACGAAACGAGGGCUCGAGUACGGCAUCGCGGCAGAACAUGCUCACAGUUGUUGCAUCUUGCUUGCGAGCAAGAGAUUUUUGAUUGAUGGGAAAUGGAAUACUAUUAUUGACUAUGACAAGUUCUUCAAGUUGUUGGGUGACGGUGUCGAUUUUGCCCCCGAGGAUUAUUGCAAGGAGACGCCGGAGUGGGCACUCUGGGGAAAUGGAGGUUUUGAUCCAAGAGAUGAGAGGGUCGAUAGGAAGGGAAGACCAAAGGAGAAGAAGAUGGUCAAAGAGGCCACGACGACUACGAUGCCACUGGAAGAGAAGCAGAGUUUGGAAUUUUAAAACCAAGUCACGACAAAGUCGUGUAUAGAUUCCUAAAGGAGGACUUGCCUUGGUCAGUCGAGGCAUGAAUUCAACGCCAGUACAUAGUCUGUAUAGUGACAAAUAUCAGGUACUGCG